AUGAAAUCAACAACAGACCCGGCCUCUAUGGACCGUAGCGAGCGCCAGCGCGUCGCUCGAGCUUGUAAGCGUUGCAGUACCGCCAAGGUCAAAUGUGACGGCAAGAGCCCUUGUGGGAAAUGUUUGCAGGCCGCGACCGAAUGCAUAUAUGAAGCACACAGAAAGAGACGUGGUCCUCGCCGAUUAUCUGCAGAUCCUCAUCCCAAGCGUCGUCAAUCUGAAUCCGAAUCCCAACAUAACCUCACCUUUGAUACUACCGUCAGUCUUGCUGCGGCCACUAUUGAACCUACGGUCGGCUCCCUCCCCUCUGUCAACGCCGCAACUCCCGACUUCAUGCAACUCGACUUUUUCGACCCGCCCAAGACCAAUGGUCUCGACUGCGAGCAAGACAGCAUGGACUGGUUUUCAGUUGACCUAGAUGUCGGCUUUUGGCCACCUACCCUUGACCUCCAGGCCGAGAAUCAAUUCCUGCAAGACAUCUGUUCUGCCGUACCCCCCGUCUCAAAUGCUUACCAAGACGUCCCUUACACUAGUACAUGUACGGCGCCGACUGCCGGUUCCGACAUCGCCGACCUGCUCAAGAAUACUCAUGCGCCAGUGCUUGACAAGGAUGCGGUCGACGUUCGACAGUACGUUCCCACCUCCAUUGAGGUGGAUGCGCCGUUAUCGUUCCCCAACAUCGAAACAUCCUCACUCCGUCAGGCCGGCUUAGAGGACUUCGCACAUGUCGAUGCUCUCUCUGCUGACAAGCUUGAUGCUGUGCACCAGCUGCUAAACGACGUGCAAACAAAGCCGCACUACCCUCUUUUCGAUAACAUAAACAUGCCGCCCCCUGCGAUUCUUAAUGCAUGGGUUCAACUCUAUUUUGAGUACUUCCAUCCGACGUUUCCCGUUCUCCAUAAAGCAACCUUUGCAUCUCCUGAAACCCAGCCCCUUUUGAUCCUGACGGUCGCUGCGAUCGGUGCACAAUUCUCCAACCUAAGCAAUUCUCUCGCAUGUGCACGUAGUCUUACCGAGCUUGUUAGAAGGAUAUCAUCGCGCGAAUGCGAGUUCCAGAAUAAGCACGGUCGCACUGUCUGGAUGACACAGGUCGUAAUGCUGAACGCUUUAGCUAGGUCGUAUUCCGGGGAGAAACGAGCAUUAGAGGUUUCUGAAAUAUUACAAGCGGUGCCGGUAGCCUUGGCUAGGCGGAAGGGUCUGCUAGAUGAUGUUUUGACGCACGAACGAAUGUCCCAGCUGCAAGCGCCACUCCACCAGACUUGGCGACUAUGGAUAAUGGAAGAGGAAAGACGGAGAACAGGCUUUGCAGUCUGGCUUGUCGACUCUGCCUUUCGUUCUAAUUUCAAUCUCACAACUGUCAUGGAUGCCCGCGAACUUCGAAAUUCCCUUCCUCAGGCUGAGCAAAGAUGGAGUGCAAAUAGUGCUCAAAGCUGGGCGAGCUAUCCACCAGGCCUAGGCUCUGGGCGCACGCAAUAUCUGGCACAGGUCAUUGACAACGACGAAUACAUAUCCACGUGGUUGAAAACAGGGACGCUUGGAAAGUUUGUGUUGUUGCAAGAUCUUAUGGACCGAGUUCGGCCAACAAGGUCGAAUUCCCAGGCUCUGUCCGCACCUUCUUCUGAAGGCGCACACGCAGAACAGGUACUAAAAGACAUCUUGUUACUGUUACAACAAGAACAAGACACCCCAGUUGAAGACCUUCGAGCCUUGACUGCGCAACAAGCGACCUGUCUGGCAGCACUCAUGACAUCCUCUGGCCCUACGAUGGACCUUACAACGGUGGCAUUGAACCAAAUUUACAAUCGUACAACAAACCAAGAACUCUCCCGUAUUGCUCAGGCCUGGAGAGAAGCUCCUUGCCAAGGUCGGGAAGCAGUCGCUCAUGCAGCACAUCUGUUUGAACUUAUCCGGAACAACCACACAACGCAUUUUUCGAUGCCUUCAUACCUCCUCAAUGCUGUCCUGGUUCUCUGGUCUUACUCGUUCCUCUUCGAGAACCCAGAAGUGACGGAUUUUGCGAUUGAGCAGGAUUUACAGACGUCCGUGGCUCUUGGAACGACUACCGUUGGCAGCUUGCAGGUCCAGCAGUGGAUAUCUGAUGCUCGUGGUCGGGUCAAAUUACCAAGUAUCGCCAGUCUGCUGUCCAGGCAGGGCAGGCGGAAGCUUCUUGAGCAUGCUAUGGUCGUCAUGGGAUCUCUCAAGAGCUGGGGCAUUAGCAAGAGCUAUCUGCAGCUUUUGAAGCGCCUUCAAGCUAGCGAAAUUAUUUCUUAG
Molecule: messenger RNA, 2271 nt
Organism: Ascochyta rabiei
Lineage: Eukaryota; Fungi; Ascomycota; Dothideomycetes; Pleosporales; Didymellaceae
Exons: 4
Coding region: 1-2271 (756 amino acids)
Biological process (GO): regulation of DNA-templated transcription; DNA-templated transcription
Molecular function (GO): DNA binding; zinc ion binding; DNA-binding transcription factor activity, RNA polymerase II-specific
Source: RefSeq, a predicted model, not a curated record